AAGCCAAUAAAAAUUCACAUCGAUUCGACGGGUUGCAGAAGGGGAAAACACCAGUAUGAACGCAUUAUUUGUGAUAAUGAAUCAGAACCAAUUGCUCUUGAAAGAGACACUGUCGGUAUAUAUACACACACACAUACACAUACAUACAUAUACAUCAUACACACGGAUACACAUACACAUACACAUACACAUACACAUACACACACACACACACACACACACACACACACAUACAUACAUAACACGUACCUAUUUACACAAAUACGUAGUGUACUGUGGACGAGGCGCAUCGCAUCAAGCACGCCGUCAGUUGUUCAGUGGAUUUUUUCUUUUUUCCAUUUUCCGAACUUACCUCACGUGAGUUUACGUGGUUUAAAAGUGAUAGAAUUGAUG
This is a messenger RNA of Loa loa (African eye worm), 393 nucleotides long. RefSeq lists its product as hypothetical. The record is from RefSeq and is a predicted model, not a curated record. Lineage: Eukaryota; Metazoa; Nematoda; Chromadorea; Rhabditida; Onchocercidae. The transcript has a single exon. The annotation marks the transcript as partial.